AUUUAGUGAUAAUCAAAAGAAACCAUAGAACUAAAUUAUCUGAAAUAAUUUGACGUUGACGUUUAAACAAAAUGACAACCUACUGACAUACUUCACCGAUAUAUUUAUACUUAUAUGUUUUUAUUUAAAAUCAAUUUGAAAUUUAUGAAAAAAAUAAACUUGUUGUUAGUUCCGAGAAUAAUAAAAAGAACGUUCAGUGUUGGAACUUACAAAAUGGUGAAAUUAAUCGGACAAAAAGAAGCUCAGUCAAUAGAUAUGGAACUUUUCGAUGAAUAUUCUUUUUCUGUUGACCAAUUAAUGGAAUUGGCAGGUUUAAGUUGUGCUGUAGCUAUUGCUAAAACUUACCCACACUCGGCUAUCAAUAAUAAAUCUAUAUUGGUGUGUUGUGGUCCUGGUAACAAUGGAGGAGACGGUCUAGUUUGUGCUAGACAUUUGAAGCUUUUCGAUUACAAACCGAUCGUGUAUUACCCUAAAAGAUCCGAUAACAAACUUUAUAAUAAUUUAACCAAACAAUGUACUUUGAUGAAUAUACCGGUGAUUCAAAAUUUAUCUGAAAAAUCUACUGAAUUCGGUCUCGUCGUCGACGCUCUUUUUGGUUUUAGUUUUAAACCCCCGGUUAGGAAUGAUUUCAUACCAAUAAUGGAUUAUUUGAAGCAGACUACAGUACCGAUAGCGAGCAUUGAUAUACCAAGUGGAUGGGAUGUAGAAAGUGGUCCGCCGGAAGGGGGCAUCAAACCAGAUAUGUUGAUUUCUCUUACUGCUCCAAAAAAGUGUGCAGAGCAUUUUAAAGGGAAAUAUCAUUAUUUAGGUGGUAGAUUCGUACCUCCUAAGCUGGAGGAAAAAUAUAAUCUACAAUUACCUAAAUAUCCUGGUACAGAAUGUUGUGUACUUCUUACCGAAACUUGUAAAGAUUCUGAAGUGAAAUGUACAAAAAACUGAUAGAAAAUUGUUUUUUUGUAUUAAAUAAGAUGUAAACGUUAUUUUUUGACUCAAUUAAAUAUUGUUGAAAA
Messenger RNA from Diorhabda carinulata, 1010 nucleotides. RefSeq names its product NAD(P)H-hydrate epimerase. Gene Ontology annotation, molecular function: NAD(P)HX epimerase activity. The transcript has 3 exons. The coding region runs from base 115 to 939 and encodes 274 amino acids. The record is from RefSeq and is a predicted model, not a curated record. Gene Ontology annotation, cellular component: mitochondrion. Lineage: Eukaryota; Metazoa; Arthropoda; Insecta; Coleoptera; Chrysomelidae.